Messenger RNA from Heterobasidion irregulare TC 32-1, 204 nucleotides. RefSeq lists its product as uncharacterized. NCBI's taxonomy places the organism in Eukaryota, Fungi, Basidiomycota, Agaricomycetes, Russulales, Bondarzewiaceae. The record is from RefSeq and is a predicted model, not a curated record. The transcript has a single exon. The coding region runs from base 1 to 204 and encodes 67 amino acids.
AUGUAUUGGGAUAAUCAUGCAUCUCCUCUUGUCAUUGUAGUACUGUGCUGUCUAGUUUGGCUCGGUGGACCGGGUCUAACUCUAUGUUAUCUACUCCCAUAUAUAAAUCCAUACGCGAUCGGUGUACUCAGCUGCUUGCUCGGCCUGCAUUCCUCGAAUCAAGCUCCCAGCUCUCUGCAAGUUGUGGUCCCACGUAUCAAUUGA